AUGAGAGACCUCUCAAAGUCACUACCGAGGGAGCUUGUCUCCAUCCUGGAGCCUCUGCUGGCUUAUCAGGUUGGGGACUACUCCCUCAGGACUUCCUAUAAGUCCAAAACUUCCACGCUCUCCAUCUCUUUUGACUUAGGUCAAAAGAAGAAGCCUCUGGUCAAGGCUCCCGCCAAGACCAAGCCUCAGGUAGCACCCACCCCGGCCCUAGCUCCUCCUGCACCCCGCCAGGCGCAGAAGAACAGGCCCCCACGGGAAAAGAAGACCCCUCCUCCAGUCCUCGACAUGGAGAUAGAGACUUCCCUCCCUACCACCCCGCCUCCCCCGGCAGCUGCGUUGGAACUCGCUCCCCUCGAAUCCAGAGGGGAGGAGCCCUUCCGCUCGCCCGAGGGCACCGGCCACGGGAGGAAGAAGAGGAGAGACAUCCCCUCACCUCAACCUUCCCCCCGACCAACCACCACUACCGCGUCUACAGAGUCACAGGCCAUGGAGCCCGCCCUAAACGACUCCAGCGUCCAGACCACAGCGCCACAGCCCACACCCCUCGCUGAAGCCCAGACCCAGACCAUCCCGGUCGAGCCCCCCCCCCCCCCCCCCCCCCCCCGGGUCAAAAGCUUCAGGGACGUCUUAGUGGAAAAAUCAGAUAUCCUGAUUAACCACUAUAAGACGCACCCGGACCUCCGUGCUGAGCUCGUCUCCACCCCCAGGGAGCAGCUCUUCGCCAAGCAAGGAGUUCCGUUCGCCAUGAUCCACAAGAAGUCGGGUGAAGAGCAUGAAUAA
Haliotis rufescens (red abalone) is the source of this 780-nucleotide messenger RNA. RefSeq names its product formin-like protein 3. Lineage: Eukaryota; Metazoa; Mollusca; Gastropoda; Lepetellida; Haliotidae. The coding region runs from base 1 to 780 and encodes 259 amino acids. The record is from RefSeq and is a predicted model, not a curated record. The transcript has a single exon.